Messenger RNA from Durusdinium trenchii, 733 nucleotides. The record is from the annotation of a GenBank genome assembly. NCBI's taxonomy places the organism in Eukaryota, Dinophyceae, Suessiales, Symbiodiniaceae.
GCUCAAGAGCUGACACACCGGACGCUCACGUCCUCCGGACCUGAAGAGCUGGAACUGAUGCAGAUGCUGAUGUUGCUGCCAUUUUAUGCGCUGACGCUGCCUUUGGCGUACGCAGCUUGUGAAGGAGAUUGUGUGACAGAGGAUGCAGCACACGAUGGAGCUGCUUACAUGCUCGAGCACAAAUCUCAAAAGGUGGAGCGAAUUGAGAAGGAGAAGAAGUGUGUGGUCACUGGGCGGUAUCACUAUCCCAAUAUGGAAGGUAAGCGUGUUGAGGUCAGCAAUUGGCAGCACUGCCAAUCGGUUUGCCGCGUCACUGCGGGGUGCAAGUACUUCUCGUUUUGGCCUGAUCAAGGGUGCCAACUUCAAUCUGAACCCAAGGAGUAUCGCCAUGUGGAGAACAAGGCAUAUGAAGGGGUCAUGUCUGGACCAGCCAUUUGUCCAGGUGAUGAGGAGCUUGGUUCCAUGGGAUUCGGCGGAUCCAAUUUCUUGGACUCUUCGACACUCUAUUGCCUGAAGAAUUCCAAGGAUGCGUGUUGCAGCUGUGGCGUUUGCUGUUUGCCUUUCUGUCAUGCAGACACCAACAAGUGGACCACUCGCGAUGGCUGCCCGAAUGCCGCUACAGGCUUUUGUGACGCCAAACAAUUCUCAAUUCCGCCCACGUGUUAGGGCGGAACAUGAAUUAUACGCAAAGCCGUAUUAAUUGAAUAGAAAUUAAUAUACGAAUCAUAUGGAA